GUCGUAACAGGGCUGUGAAUGCCUGCGCUUGUUUCUCGCGUACCAGCGCUAACUCACUCACUCCAAGAGGAUCUUUACAAGCAGUAGGCAUUAACUCUGUGUACAAUGUAAUGGUGGAUUAGGAACCGACACAAACAGCGUAGCUUUUCCGGAGCUGAAGGUACAGCACAGCAGUGUGGCGGCUCACGGCUUCACUGAAUGUUUCCUGGCUUGAAUGCGACUCGAUUGCAGCUGGAGCAUGUCCAUAGUAGGCUUGACAUCCCAGGAGAUUUAUUUACCCUCGCAAAACCUCUUCCUGCAUAGCAGUCAAUGCCAUAGCAUGUCCAGAGCCAAGCCCUCCUGGAAAUUCGACCAUGAUCUUGACAACUUCUACUUCAGUGUCGAUACUGUAAAUUGCAAUGUCCAAUCCAGGCAACAAGUGCCAGCGUUCUUAGCAGGAGACAAACACCGAGUCCAAUCUUAUUCCCUGAACAAUCCCGGAACGCAACCAUUGGCUCCCAAAACGUCCAGACCCGCACAGAUCAGCAUCUCCUCCACAUUUGCUCCCCACACCCCUAGCCCUGUUGAAGAUGACCAGGUGGUCCCUGGCUUGCAGCGUCUCUCUGUGUCCGACAAUGUCUCCAUUCCUGGGACGCCUAGCCGGGUAACAAAACCUCUUCCCCCAAUCCCUUGCUCUGUGGACUUAUCUCCUUACCAGACUGUGGACAAUGAGGUUGAGUUCUUUACCGGAGAUGAUAGUCGUUGUUUGGUUUCUGAUUCUUGUCCGAAAUCUUCCCAUUUUCGGUAUGGCAUGCACAGUCGACGGAGUCUUAGGGAUUACGGACAAAUCAAUUAUGCCUAUUUUGAAGGGCCAGUACCCCAUCAAAAAAAGCAACAGCAGCAGUCAAAAAAAAAGCAUGAACAUGAGUCCCAGGAAAGCCUUCUUCCCCAGCAAACGGAACCGGAACAACACGAACACCAUCAACAUAAAGCGACAUGCCAGCGGCAGCAGGAGCGUGCUCAGCGUAAGCUCCGACGCUGCCAUUCAGGACCCGCAGGCUCCUAUAACAAACCCUCCGCACUUCGGCUGUCCUGUCAUCACCGCAAGACCCAAGACCUGGACAAACCCGAAGUCCCUCCUCGGGUCCCUAUCCCCCCACGACCCUUCAAGACUGGGGACUACCGCCGGUGGUCAGCAGAGGUCACCGCUGGGACAUGCAGCGAUGAUGACCGACCUCCCAAAGUACCUCCUAGAGAACCUCUGUCUAGCAGCGUACCCUGUGCACCAAGCCCCAAGAGCCUCCCUAUUUACCUCAACGGAAUCAUGCCGCCCACCCAAAGCUUCGCCCCCGACCCCAAAUACGUGAGCCGAGGUCUGCAGAGGCAGAACAGCGAAGGCUCCCCUUGCAUUAUACCCAUCGUGGAAAAUGGCAGGAAGGUCAGCAAUACACAUUACUUCCUGCUCCCGCAGCGGCCCGCGUAUCUAGACAAGCACGAGAAGUACUUUGUGGACAGUCGAAAAACUGAGGCAUCGGGCUCGAGUUUAGACUGGUCAUGUGACAGCAAGAAGAAAACGUACUCGGAUCUUGUAUAAGUUUAUAGGACACGGACGAUGCCUUAUUGUCCGAGAGCCAAGAGGACAUUUCUGCUGUUUUUAAGCAGUCGAUUUACUCUACUUAAAAAAAAAGUAGGGUAAGUUCCAUACAACAAGCAGUUACUGAUUUUAUUGUUGGUUGUUGUUGUUCACGAAAUGGAGACACAACAUUUGUAAAAGUGCUGCUGAGAAGGCCUUGGUCACUUGAUAACAUCCAAGAAUGAUUUAUCUUUUAUAAAUUUAGUAGCUCAUUGUUCAUUAUGUGAAACCCAAGUGUUUAAAAUGCAGAUUAUGGUGCAGCCAAUGGGUAUGAGCUGGUCUGGUACCUCAUUUUAGUCAGUGUUUUUUUUCUUCUUUUUUUCUUCUUCCUUUUUUUUUUUUUUUUCUUUUUUAAGAAUUGUUAUUUUAUGGACUAUGUUGCUAGUAGUCAGGUAUUGCUUUGAAGAUUGCUGCUUCUGUGGCCGGCGGAGAGCGUCGCAGGUGAAACCGUGGAGGGACGCUAAGUCAGUAGAGCAUCUGUUCAUCAGUGUGUUUUGAGCUUAAAAUAUGAAGGACACCAAGGCUGAGAUUUUAUGCGGCCGUAUUUGAAGGAUAUUCCAUAUGAAACCCGACUGUUCCAUUGUGAAUAAAUAGGCAUGAAGUUGAAAUGUAUGCUGUUUAGCCUUCUGGAUUACUAGCGCUCUUAGCUGUUGUAUGGAAACUGUGUGUGUUUGUGUAUGUGUGUGUGUUUGUGUGAGAGAACAUACAAAUUGCCCAACUUUGUGGCACAUCUUUGUCAAUGUUGAUUGUAAAAAUACUGCAAUGUGCAUGUUACAUAGGAAUGGCUUAAAUGUAGCAUUUGUGUUCAUAGUUGUGCAUGAAUUAGCAAUUUCUCACCGCUUCACAUUCAGGAAGUGUGCCCGCCACACACAAGCUGAUUAAAUGCAGUUGCUGCAGGUUUCUUUGAUAGAUUUCGCAAACAAUAUCAGACCUGAUGGUUCCUUAUGAAUCCAGGCUGAUCGUGAUAACACACAACCCUGGCUCAUAUUAACAGGAGCUCCUUCUUCAGGUUCCUGUUUCCAAUCACAAAACUACCUCGAAUGUGACUUUUAAAACUUUGGGGGCAAUCAAAAAUCAGUGUUUGAUCUGCCUAUUACAAAGUGUUUUUUUGUUUUGUUUUGUUUUUUUAAGAAAAAUGCAAAUCCAAUCUGUGAUCUUCACCCUUUUGAUCCAGGUGUAAAAUUGGCUUCAUGAAUUUUAUUUCUGAGUUCUUUUUUUUUUUUUUUUUUAAAGCUCAGACCUGCUAAAUAAAUAAAAUGAAAAGUGUCUUGCUGUUCAGCCAUAGUUUUUAAAGUUGCAAACAAGCUGUGAGUCAGAGUUGUGAAUAGACCUGUCCUACCUCCCAUAAUGGCAAUGGCAAAAAUCUCUUUAUUAAUAUCUCAAAACAAUAAUGAAUUAUGCAUGGACCCAGGUUACAAAGGUCAACUAAAAUACCAGCGACACCCAGUAUACUUUUAGCUCUCUAAACAUUUUCCUUCAAUUUUUGGAUACACGGUGACCCCUCACAAACCUCGUUUCCGAUUAGAAACCUUUCCAAAAGCUUCAGCUGUGUCUAGUACAAUUGGCCGACUUAAAGAAAACAGUCUUUCCUGUUCCGUGUACAUGCAUACCUAUCAGACGUGAUUGCUGUGGGUGUGGGCCUCGGAGACUUUGGCUGCUGGCAGCGGGUAAAUGAGAUGUUUUAUUGUUCUGUAUUGUUAUAUUAUGGUUAUACAGAAUGUGAUUACACAGUAAAUGUAGCAGGUGCAUCUUAUUUACCUUGAAAAUAAUGAUUUGAAUCAUUUUCAAAAAGGGAAAAAGACGACAAAAAAAAAAAAAAAACAAGCUCAGAGGUCAAUCAUCUGCACAGACACCAGGAACGUAUGUAACUGAUGCCACUUUGUUUAAAUUUAAAAUUUUAUUUUUUUUGUAUUGUUGUUUGUUUUCUUUUUAUUUUACAAAAUUCCAUCUAUCCGAAAAUGUUUACAUCAUACUAUUUAAUCUCUGACCUGUUUCCUGUGUCUUAUCUAAAAGAAAUGAAGGCAAGUUCAAGAAGAAAUGAUUAAUGUUCUCUGCUGUCAUGUGGAACAAGCGAAAAAUGCACUGAGAGAGAGCAGUAUAUUGUAACAUGUAAAAGUAUUUAACACAGUCCUCUUAGCUACUGAAUAGCACUGUGUGUAGUAUAGCUCCUAAAGAAAAAAUACAAACAGAAAAUAAAGACUUAUUUAUGAACCGUGUUUGGUCUUAAAUCUUGUCUUGUUAUACCUCAAUCGGGGAAAGAUGGCCGGAACACAAAGAUAUUGCUGUUUUGCCUGUUUUAUCGCCCACGCCCUCGUGCUCUGCCUCAUUACUACUGGCCUUGUUCCAGGCAGGAGGAAGGUGAACUGCGGUGUCGCCCAGCUGCUGAUCUCUAGUCAGCCUUUCGCUUUCUUCUGUA
This is a messenger RNA of Clarias gariepinus (North African catfish), 4028 nucleotides long. It is a transcript of the gene errfi1a, whose product is annotated as ERBB receptor feedback inhibitor 1a. The transcript is spliced from 4 exons. Gene Ontology annotation, biological process: negative regulation of epidermal growth factor receptor signaling pathway; regulation of keratinocyte differentiation. Gene Ontology annotation, cellular component: extrinsic component of cytoplasmic side of plasma membrane. NCBI's taxonomy places the organism in Eukaryota, Metazoa, Chordata, Actinopteri, Siluriformes, Clariidae. The coding region runs from base 215 to 1573 and encodes 452 amino acids. The record is from RefSeq and is a predicted model, not a curated record.